This is a messenger RNA of Etheostoma cragini (Arkansas darter), 2312 nucleotides long. Its product is annotated as protein mono-ADP-ribosyltransferase PARP11-like. The transcript is spliced from 8 exons. Gene Ontology annotation, molecular function: NAD+ poly-ADP-ribosyltransferase activity. NCBI's taxonomy places the organism in Eukaryota, Metazoa, Chordata, Actinopteri, Perciformes, Percidae. The coding region runs from base 284 to 1318 and encodes 344 amino acids. The record is from RefSeq and is a predicted model, not a curated record.
CGUUUUGUGCGUGACAAACCAGGAAAUAAAAGUAAACAACGCAUAGGUAGACGAAAGGGUUUUGUAGCGUCAGUCCUCCAUUCUCAAUAGGACUCUGUGAGUUUUUCUUAUUCAUAAUGCGUGAAGGAGUUAUAUCGCGAUAAGGACAGGGACCCAGUUAGAGACAGUCUGGAAACCGGUAAGACCCUCGUUGAGUUCAGACGAGUCGGGUGCGGCAGUCGCUAAUGAUAGCUAGCUGGAGAUGGCAAUUUCCUGUAUUAUUUGAAUUUGUUUACAGAUUGAAAUGCCAUCCCAACCAUGGCUUAAAAACACCUCCUUGGCGUUAGAUUUAGCUAUGUUAGCCAUCAGGUCGUCGGAGGAGGAGUCCACAGAGAUUGAGGAGAUGGACACCUCAGAGACCAACUGGUGCUGGUUCUACUUGGCUGAGUGUGGAGUGUGGCAUAUGUUUGAGAUUGAUCCAAGCGCAGCCUGCUCUGUGACUAGUUCUCAGAUUGAGCAAUGCUACAACAGAAACCAACGAGGUGUCAUGGAAUUCUACACAGCCAAGUACACUUAUAGACUGGACUUCUCAGUGAUGCGACAGAUAAAUGUAACGACAGGGAAGCAGCGGCCAAUCAAACGGUCCCUCCACUCUGCAACCGGCUUCAGGUUUAUUUGUGAUAAUCUUGCCUUGCCUGUUCCGUGUCAUUGGGAGAGAAUCAAUACAGAUGAGCCCUAUCAACUCAUCCAGCUGGGAAGAGACACCUAUGAAUUUAAAGAAGUCGCCAGACUGUAUGAAAGGACAAUGGAUCAUCCAAUCAAAUCCAUACAGAGGAUUCAGAACCUGGACUUAUGGGAAUUCUUCUGCAGGAAGAAAACACAGUUACGAAAAGUCAAGCGCACAUUGGAUAUUGAGGAGCGAAUGCUGUUUCAUGGCACGGGACACAGCAACAUACAAGCUAUAUGUACAUUUAACUUUGACUGGCGGCUGACAGGAAGCCAUGGCGAUGUCUAUGGCAAAGGGAGCUACUUUGCCCGGGAUGCCAAAUACUCCAGUAAAUUCUGUCACACCACAGGGAAGCACCACACCACCCUGCAGAGACACGGACUCGCCCCACCAAUAUUUGCAAGUGAACCAUCCUACAAGACCAUGUUCCUGGCCAGAGUGCUUGUCGGAGAAUAUACAGUUGGUCAUGCUAUGUACUGCAGACCGCCCUCCAAGGAUGCCAGCUUCACCAACUUUUAUGAUAGUUGUGUGGACGAUAUGGCCAAUCCAAAGAUUUAUGUCAUUUUUGACAGCAAUCAGAUUUACCCAGAGUAUCUGAUUGAGUUCUACUGAAACCUAACAAGAAGACUUUUCAUUGAAAUAUUUCGGAUACAGAAUCAAAUGACGGGGUGAAAAUUGUGAAAAAGAACCAUCUUAAGCGACAUUUGCCUUUUCGUUCAAGUCAGAUCCAGUGCCUAACUGGAGCAUGGGUCAUCUAAAGUGCCUUUGGGGGAAAACAACACAGAACAAGAAGAAGACAAUAAAGACUUUGUGUACAGUUUGUAUACUGUACAGUAUAUUCUAAGACGGACCCUUGUUGUCGGGAUGUUCCUGUGACGUAAAAACAAUGAAAAUACUGACUAAAGAUCCGUCUUUGUGGCAACUUUUGUAUUAAAUGCAAAAAUCUGUGCUUGCUUGUUUAAUAUCUGUGCACAGUUGUUUUAAAAUAUGAGUGGCACUUGCAACCUGUAGGUUCUAGGUGAUGUCCUGCCAUCAGCUACAGCCCCUACACAUCCACAGUGCCACGCAUGGGCUUAUUUACAAGUCAUGUAGACAUAAUUCCAAAUGAUGAAGCCAAAAACCACAUCAUGUUUAUUCCUGCUCAGUCUUUCAGCACCGUGACCCGUCAGUUAGGGACAUCAGCAUCUGUGUGUACCUAGUACAACAUUUUAUGUAGGCAUGGAUUUUUUUGUUUUUGUUAAAACAAACAAACGCUUCUACCUCUUUUUUUUUUUUUUUUUUUUUUUUUUUUUUAACUAGCAUCAGUGCACUUUUCCCCCUUUCCAUGAAAGGUUUUGUAAUUGUGUCACAAUGACAUAAAGUUGUGAUGUCGUGUUCACUUGUGGUCCUUGAGCAAUAUGUUUCUGUGUAUCUUUUCUGACCAUUGACCUCAAUCUUCAAGAGAAUUGACAAUGGUCGAGGCUGGAUUUUGUAUGCGUCUGUAUGUAUGAGCUCAUUCUAAACCAAAACAAGAUCAGUUCUCGCAUCACAUAUUACUUAAAACCAUCUGAGUGUGAUGUCGCCACCUGCUAAUAAGCAGGUUAGUUUUGCACCUGGAGUAAAUUUA